Messenger RNA from Bombus pascuorum, 895 nucleotides. RefSeq names its product phospholipase A2-like. Gene Ontology annotation, biological process: phospholipid metabolic process; arachidonate secretion. Bases 69 to 641 code for a protein of 190 amino acids. The record is from RefSeq and is a predicted model, not a curated record. NCBI's taxonomy places the organism in Eukaryota, Metazoa, Arthropoda, Insecta, Hymenoptera, Apidae. The transcript has 4 exons.
UUCUCGAGUUUUUGAGGCUCCACCGUAUUCUCCUCCGUUUGUUUUCUGGCUGUUGUUCCACGUGUACCAUGCAGGUCCUUGGAUUGUCGUGCGUUUUCGCUCUCUGGCUCUCUUGCCACGUCUCUGUUUACGCACAUCAGCCUAUUAUAUUGAGAAACACCGAUCCAUUUUCUGAUACUAAUAUCGACGACGAACUGUCGGAGAGAUGGCUUCUUUCUUACGAUUACACUAGGAUAUUUCCAGGAACAUUAUGGUGCGGCCAGGGUAAUAUAUCAAGUGGACCGAAUGAGUUAGGAAAAUUGAAAUCAACAGAUGCAUGCUGCCGAACUCACGAUAUGUGUUCCGAUAUAAUCGAGGCUCGUGGCACUAAACACGGAUUAACUAAUACCGCUGACUAUACGAGGUUAAGUUGCGACUGCGACGAAAAGUUCCGUCAAUGUCUUAAAAAAUCGAAAGACGAAAUAAGUGGCAAGUUAGUGGGAAUGGGCUAUUUCACCAUAUUAGGAACGAAAUGCUUCCGAAUGGAUUAUCCUAUCGUGAAAUGCAUAGAAAGAUCCUGGCUUUUCUUGCGAUGUGAGAAGUACGAGCUCAAUACGAAAGGUCAGAAAAGGUAUCAGUGGUUCGAUUUACAUACGUUUUAAUGUUAAGGACGAUCCACAGACGACAUCGAGUAUCUUCAACAUUGUAUCUUCAAAAAGUCAAUAUUGUACAAGUCAACAAAGUUGCAAAAUAGCAGCAUAAAGAUAUAAAUGUCACACCCUAUCAAAAUGACGAUAUGACGCAGAUAUUCACAGGCUAAAUAAAACGUCGAUACAACCUUCUAAAUGCACAGAAUAAUUUCUUCCUAAUAUCUCGUCAGAUCGAGGAUUUAUUAAGAGAAAUGCGCGGAUCGCAC